Cuscuta europaea is the source of this 1813-nucleotide messenger RNA. NCBI's taxonomy places the organism in Eukaryota, Viridiplantae, Streptophyta, Magnoliopsida, Solanales, Convolvulaceae. The record is from the annotation of a GenBank genome assembly.
CGGGAAGCAAGAAUGCUAGCAAACGGGAGAUACCAACUCAGGGAUGUCUCGUCCAGAUUCUUCAACCAAUUUCAGGUAGGCAAAGCCAAAGCGUAUUCUAUAAAGACUCUUCACGAUGUAGGACAGCCCACAGCUGCUACUCAUCCUCAGUUAGUGAAGGAAGGUGAGAUUACUCCUGGCAUUACCAGUGAAGAAUAUAUCACAAGAAGGAAGAAAUUAUUAGAGCUCCUGCCUAAGAAAAGUUUGGCAAUUUUUGCAUCUGCCCCAAGAAAAAUGAUGACUGAUGUUGUACCUUACACGUUCCGACAAGAUGCUGAUUACUCAUACAUAACUGGAUGUCAGCAACCUGGUGGUAUAGCCGUCUUAGGUCACGAUUGUGGUUUAUGCAUGUUCAUGCCAGAAGCCAACCCCCAUGAUGUGAUUUGGCAAGGAGAGGUAGCCGAUGUUGAUGCUGCUCUACAGAUAUUCAAGGCUGAUCAGGCUUACCCUAUUAACAGCUUACAAAAGAUACUCUCUGAGAUGAUCGGAAGUUGUUCUAACAUAUUCCAUAAUGUUAAGACUGCUGCAUCAGCAUAUGUUGACCUAGAGUCAUUUAGAAAAGCAUAUCAGAAUGGUGUGGUAAAAGAUUUCUCAAUUUACACUCAUGAAGCACGAUUGGUCAAAUCAUCUGCCGAGCUUAAAUUGAUGCGAGACUCUGCAUCUAUUGCUUGCCAGGCUCUUUUAAAAACGAUGAUGCAUUCAAAGGUAUAUCCUCAUGAGGGUAUGCUCUCAGCAAAGUUUGAAUAUGAAUGCAAGAUGAGAGGUGCCCAAAGAAUGGCGUUCAAUCCAGUGGUUGGUGGUGGGCCUAAUGGUUGUAUUAUUCAUUAUGCUCGGAAUGAUCAAAGGAUUGAAGAUGGUAACCUUGUUUUGAUGGAUGUCGGCUGUGAGCUGCAUGGUUAUGUUAGCGAUCUUACUCGGACCUGGCCACCUUGUGGCCACUUCUCUCCUGUUCAUGAAGAACUGUAUCAUAUUCUCUUAGAGACGAACAAGGAGUGUAUCAAUAUGUGUAGACCUGGGACAAGCAUUGAUGAAAUACAUUACUACUCGGUUAAAAAGUUGCGGAAAUCAUUCAAGGAGAUUGGGCUACUUAAAGAUGACAACCCUCACAGAUAUAAUCUUCUAAAUCCAACCAAUAUAGGUCAUUAUCUAGGAAUGGAUGUUCAUGAUUGUGGUACUGUGAGCUACAACAAAACUCUAAAGCCUGGUGUUGUGAUCACAAUUGAACCAGGGGUAUACAUCCCUUCUAAUUGUGAUGUUCCCAGAAGGUACCAAGGCAUUGGGAUAAGAAUUGAAGAUGAAGUCCUCAUCACGGAUACAGGCUGCGAGGUACUCACAGGAUCAAUACCCAAAGAAAUCAAGCACAUUGAAUCCCUUCUGAACGACUAUAGCAGUGGAGUGGAAUCUCAUAAUAGCUUCACAAAAUCUGCAUUUAGUUAGUUUGCCCUUGACGCUUCGCUCAUUGAUGAUAUCAAAAGCCAGUUUCAGAUAACUUUGGAAUAGGUGCAAUUUUGCUAGCUUCUACAAGCGAUGCUUUGGUUCUUUUAUUGGAAUAAAAUAGAAUUAAACGAAUAAACAAUUCUUAGCUUUUAUAGAGAUGAAUACACUUCUCUUUUUUAUCAAAGUUAAAGCCAUCAAAAUAUAUCUUAUUUUGUGUGUGCAAAUUUAAAGCCUUGCACAAACAUGGGGGUAUAAGGUGGGUAUAAGGGUGGGUACAACAAGAAUGCUUGUUUGUUUACAAAAUUACCUUUUCUUUGGUGAAGCGCAUUUAAUCAAG